This is a messenger RNA of Telopea speciosissima, 1538 nucleotides long. Its product is annotated as ammonium transporter 3 member 1-like. Gene Ontology annotation, cellular component: plasma membrane. Lineage: Eukaryota; Viridiplantae; Streptophyta; Magnoliopsida; Proteales; Proteaceae. Gene Ontology annotation, molecular function: ammonium channel activity. The transcript has 3 exons. The record is from RefSeq and is a predicted model, not a curated record. Gene Ontology annotation, biological process: ammonium transmembrane transport. The coding region runs from base 19 to 1488 and encodes 489 amino acids.
UAAAGCUCCUCCUCAAUCAUGGCGAACGUUGUUCCUAUAGCUUACCAGAACGCAUCCCUGUCGGUGCCUGAUUGGCUCAACAAAGGUGACAACGCAUGGCAGAUGAUAGCAGCAACCCUAGUUGGGCUUCAAAGCGUUCCUGGACUAGUUAUCCUAUACGGUUCUAUCGUUAAGAAGAAAUGGGCUGUUAACUCUGCUUUCAUGGCUCUCUACGCCUUCGCUGCUGUUCUCAUCUGUUGGGUCACUUGGGCUUAUAGAAUGUCUUUUGGAGAUAGACUUUUGCCUUUCUGGGGUAAAGCUGGUGCUGCUCUUGGUCAGAAUUUUCUGAUCAGGCAGGCUAGAUUGCCGGCAACUACGCAGUACCAUAGCGACGGAAGCAUCGAAACAGCGGUGGCGGCACCGUUCUAUCCGAUGGCGUCUAUGGUUUACUUUCAGUUUGUGUUUGCUGCAAUCACACUAGUUCUCAUAGCUGGUUCUCUACUUGGUAGAAUGAAUUUCAGGGCUUGGAUGGUUUUUGUUCCCUUGUGGCUCACCUUUUCCUAUACCGUCGGUGCAUUUAGUCUGUGGGGUGGUGGAUUUUUGUUCCAUUGGGGUGUUAUUGAUUACUCUGGUGGUUAUGUGAUCCACCUUUCAUCUGGAAUCUCCGGCUUCACAGCUGCUUACUGGGUGGGACCAAGGUUAACAAAGGAUAGGGAGAGAUUUCCGCCGAACAACGUGUUGCUGAUGUUAGCUGGUGCUGGGCUUCUAUGGAUGGGGUGGGCCGGGUUCAAUGGUGGUGACCCGUAUUCGGCAAAUACGGAUUCAUCGAUGGCCGUGUUGAACACUAAUAUCUGUGCGGCCACGAGCUUGUUGGUGUGGACGGUUCUUGAUGUGCUUGUCUUUAAGAAACCAUCGGUGAUCGGUGCCGUUCAGGGUAUGAUCACGGGUCUUGUUUGCAUCACUCCUGGUGCAGGUCUAGUUCAAGGUUGGGCUGCUAUUGUGAUGGGAGUACUAUCAGGCAGUGUCCCUUGGUUCACCAUGAUGGUGAUCCACAAGAGAUGGACUUUACUACAAAAGGUAGACGAUACUCUUGGUGUAUUCCACACUCACGCCGUAGCAGGCGCUCUAGGGGGCAUUCUCACAGGCAUCUUCGCCGAGCCAGUGUUGUGUUCCAUGUUCUUACCAGUCACAAACAGUAAAGGUUUAGUCUAUGGAGGAACCACAGGUGGAACUCAAGUUGGAAAACAAAUCGUGGGAGCUCUUUUCAUAAUCGGUUGGAACUUGGUGGUGACAUCUAUAAUUUGUUUGGUAAUUAAGAUAUUUAUGCCAUUAAGGAUGUCAGAAGAUCAAUUAUUGAUAGGAGAUGAUGCCGUACAUGGGGAAGAAGCUUAUGCUUUGUGGGGUGAUGGUGAGAAAUAUGAUUCAACUAGACAUGGUUGGUACCUUAAUGAUGAUACACUCCAUCCAACUCAAUUGCAAAUGGCAACUGGUGUUACUCAAGUAGUGUAAGUGAAAGGAGAGAAGAGAAAAUUGAUUUUUUUUUUUGUUUAUGUUUUAAG